UUCUGUCUGGGUCAAAACGGUUUUCUUUUAUACURAACAUUUUCUUGGAAUUCUAAGCUUUCAGCUUGAAGUUUGCUUUUUUAACCCAUGUUUCAUCGCUUUCUAUCGACGAAUCUAGUUAUUUAARCGUCGCAGAUGUAAAAUCUUYGGCUUGAAUGAGAGUAUUCUAACAAUCAUGAUUCUAGGAUGUCGAGUUGUUCGAGGACCAGACUGGAAAUGGGGCGACCAAGAUGGAGGAGAAGGAKGUGUUGGRACAAUUGUUGACCUACAAAARUUUGYAGRUGGUMAAAMAUUGCCGUCRAAAWCUGUWMUGGUGUGUUGGGAUAAUGGGAAGCAAGCURAUUACAGGACUGGAUUKAAUGACUGCUACGAUUUACGAGUCUUUGAUUCCUCUUCAGCGGGAGUUGUGUUUAACGCUUUUACUUGUGAUGGAUGCAUGACCUCGGUCAUCACAGGAAUACGAUGGCACUGCACAGUAUGUCACGACUUCGACUUGUGUAAUGUUUGCUACAUGAAUGAUGUGCAUGAAAAAAACCAUGCAUUUAUGCGUUUUCAUAUAUCGAACGACAAAACCAAUGGAACCAAUGUUGGAAAGCGCUCUGACGCUGCUGAGAAAAAGAUUCGCGCCACUGGAAUAUUCCCUGGUGCCCUAGUAAAACAAGGACGGGACUGGACAUUAGACAAUGACUUAGGCUCAAAGGUUGGAAAAGUAGUAGGGCUAACUGCAUGGGAAAAUACACCCAGGAGUGCAGUCCUUGUAAACUGGGGUAACUCUAUUGAAAUCAAACACAGAGUUGGAUAUGAAGGCAAAAUGGAUUUAUGCCCAGUCAAAGCUGCAAAUGGGCYAUGUUACUAUAAAGACCAUCUCCCUGUGGUAUCUACGAUUAAUAUGCCGAGGUCAGGAGGGAAUGAAUUGCGAGAAGGAGACAUGGUGAAAACGGAACUGGACGUUGAAACACUGAAGCAGUUGGCGGAAGGUCAUGGGGGAUGGGUAGAUGCAAUGCAAAAAGUAACUAUAAAUUUGCGAACUGGAGACAAAGUCAGAGUUGCCGGUAACAAAGAAACAGUGAUGAACCUACAAGAAGGUCAUGGAGGCUGGAAUAAUGCAAUGGAAAAUGUAUUAGGUAAAGCUGGUAAAGUGAUUCGAGUUGUUGAUAACGGAGAUAUGGUGGUUAGCAUCGAGGAUCGUGUUUGGGUUUUUAAUCCAGAUGCUCUUAUUUUGGAGUCCAAAGAAGAAGAGAGAACGCCUGCUGGACAUGAAGAUCCUUCUUCCAGCUCUACAACUGCCUUAGAACUUCUGUUUCACGCUAUGCUUGAAGGAGUGGCAAACGCUUCCAGUUCAGAAGCCGGUUCAGUUGAACUUUUUGUUGCUACUACUGCUGGAAACUUGGAGCAAGUCAAGCAGAUCAUCGGUAACAACAAAGCCUUGGUAAAUCAAAAAUUUGCCAGUAACAAGACGCCCUUGCAAGUGGCCUGUCAUCAAGGAAAAUCUGAGAUUGUGUCUUAUCUACUGGAAAACGGAGCUGACAAAGAACUAAGGGAUGAACAAGGUUACACAGCAUUGCACCACGCUGCUUAUGGUGACGAAACCGGUGUUUGUGUUGUAGUCAUGCUUUCUGCUAAUGCUAAAGUGAAUCCAACCGAUUUGGACCGAACCCAGGUAACACCUCUCCAUCUAGCUGUUCAAAGAGGCAAUGAAGCAGGUGUGGUCGCUCUGGUACAAUCUAAGUAUUGUGAUGUCAAUUGCCAGGACGUAUUGGGAGACACACCUUUACAUGAAGCAAUUUUACGCAGUCAGAAUAACAUAUUCACCCUUCUACUCAAGGUCAAGAACCUGGAUCCAACUAUUUGUAAUGUAAAUGGAUUCAACAUACUGCAUUUGGCCUGUCUGAAAAACUGCCAACAUGCAGCCAAGUUAUUGAUAGAAAAGUUUCCAGGUUUAGUGGAUAUUACUAAAGAAGAUGGAUUUUCAGCUUUACAUGUGGUUUCAUUAAACAACCAUCAUGAAAUUGCCAAACAUUUGAUUUUAUCGGGUCAUUGUAGCAUCAAUAUGCGAAACCAUGAGGGCAUGACAGCUUUAGCUUUGUCUGUAUCAAGGAGUCACAAAGAAAUGAUCGAACUUUUGAUUAAGCAUCGAGCAGAUGCCAAUGUGGAAGAUAAAGAUGGAGACACACCCCUUCAUGUUGCUGUCAUGAAACACUGCAUCGUACACUCAGGGGUCGAUAUUCAGUCUUAUGGUUUGGAUGCUCCAGCAGGCAACGAGGCUGAAAAAGCCAUUGCACUUUUCCUAGUCACCCAAGGUGGAGCAAAAUCUGACUACAGUAACCAUCAAGGAAAGACCCCACUGGACCUUUGUAUUGAUACAGAAUUAAAGGGGAUGCUCAAGCGCCAAGACUUAGUGCGAAGAAAUAAAUACCAAGGUGGAACUCAAGCUGCUUUGGCUACACCACCACGACCAGUGCCAGGUUCUUUUCGAGCUCCUUCGCCUAGGACAGCUGUUCCACUACCGAUAGCCUCUCCUGUUGCAGGAAAUCCUAACCUGUUACCAACUUCACCAGGUUCUCCAAAGGAGCCUUGUGAGGAUCCUCCCAAUUCAUUUCCAGAACCUAAACCUAUUCCAGCUAAAAGUGCCAUAGGGUCAUCUGAUGAUGCCAAAAUGUUAAGUACAACUAAGCCUCUUCCAAUUGAUCCUCCUACGCCGGUAUCAAAGCUUCCAGCUGUUGUUUCAGCAGGAGGAACAGUAUCGUCAAGACCGAUGGAUACAAGGGCUAUAGCCACUGCGCCUGGGCCUGCAACCCCAUYUAGAUCUACUGCUGAAGCGACUCCAGAACCUAAACCUAUUCCAGCUAAAAGUGCCAUAGGGUCAUCUGAUGAUGCCAAAAUGUUGAGUACAGCUAAGCCUCUUCCAAUUGACACUCCUUUGCCGGUUUCAAAGCUUCCAGCUGUUGUUUCAGCAGGAGGAACAGUAUCGUCAAGACCGAUGGAUACAAGGGCUAUAGCCACUGCGCCUGGGCCUGCAACCCCAUCUAGAUCUACUGCUGAAGCGACUCCUGCUGGUGAUAUAUCCAUGGCGUUAGCGAACCUGGAAUUACGAGAUGACACAUCUGCAUCUAAUGUUGUAGGCACUUCUUCUGCAGAAUCCGAAAGGAAUACCAAUAAUAUUAUAGAGUCAGAAAUAAGCACCUCUUCAAAUGAAAAGGCAAAAAUGGUGGAAUCACAAAAGUCUAACUUGCAGGAUGAACUGUGUUGUUAUUGUAGAGAGGACAAAGCAGAUGUGAUUUUCAAGCCUUGCAACCACAAAGUCGUGUGUCAGGGUUGCUCYGUGAGAGCAAAGGUUUGCCUCCAAUGCAAACAAAACAUCACUAGCAAAAUUGCUUCAGGGAAAGAGGCUCCACUCGUGUCCUUUACAGACGUCAAAAAGGAUUAUGAAAAGAAAAUAAAUAAAUUAGAGCGUCUGGCAUUUUGUCAAAUUUGCAUGGAAGACGACAGACCAAGCAACGUGGUAUUCCGACCGUGUGGUCACAAGUGCUGCCAGGAAUGCGCUAGAAAAUUGAACAGAUGUCAUAGUUGUGACAAGGAAAUAGAUGAAACCAUUGUCUCAUAUCAGUAGCAAAUGGACUGCUGAGAUACUGCUGAAAGACUACAAUUCUAGCUGGGCGGACUAGUUCUAAGAUGUCACGAGAGAGAAGUGUUACUUCCCUACGGACACAUAGAUUCUCGUUGUCUUUUUGUGGGUCUUCUGUUCUUCUUUAUUUCUUCAGUUGUAUAACUUUAACUUUACUUUCUGCGAUUCCAAAUCCAACUCCACUAAAUUCAACUCAACUAAAUUCUGUGCUACAUGCACUUAACUAGUGUUAAUCAGAUUAAGGAGAUGACGUCAAUCAGAAGCUUGAUUGACAUCUCUUACAAUCAUUUUCAUUGGCUAACUAAAUGUAAGCAUAAUAAUUAUUUAGUCCACAAUUCCCUAGGAGGAAUUUCAACUGUCAUGAAUUUACAACACAAAACCGUCCAGUUAGACUACAUAGUUUCCUAGCAGUCACUGAAAUAAGAUUKAGCGGUGAAUCGAAAUUAACAGAGACUUGACUGCUACAAAGUGGGACUAUCAGUCGAUUACUGACAGCGCCCAGUUACUUAAUAAUCAGUAAGAUUGGGACAAGCACUUCCCAUCCCAAUCGUUACUUAAAAAUAACUAACAGCUAAUCUAAAAAAUGUAGUCACAAAUCCUUUCGCUGCUUCUUUCUACCUACCGGAAUGUCAAUUACUAAUUAUCGACUUCGCAUUAUCAUUGACAUUUCGGUUCCCUAAACAUGAUUUGGAAAACAUAAUCAUCUUGGUUUUCCUAAGCUCCUUUUCCGGCUAUCCAAUCUUAAUACCUUUUUACAGACUCUCUGGCGCUCACUGAGUCACUAACGGAUUUUCUCUCAUAAAUGAAUUAAUAUUAAUGGUUCCUUCUUUGCAAAGAAUUUAGAAAUGGAAAGCUGUAAUUACAUAGGAUCAUGAAGUCCUCAAGUGGGCUAUCUGUGCUCCAUUUGAAAGAAGGGAAAGAGGAAAGAGGUUCCCGCCUUCCACUAGCUCUAUCCUGAUGUACCUGACUUUACUCCAGGACGUUGCUCCUUAGUGUUAGCCGAAUUCGUCGCGGCGGAAUUUAUUUUUAUAGCAAGAUCAGUUUACCUUGAGCGUGGCGUUUUUUACCCCAUUGCAAAACGCUUUAAUGAGCAUGCGCUGUAGGAAGGUACAUCCGUGUUAUAAGGGUAAUUCGUUACUUUAAAACAAACCUGUGUGGCAAGAUUCUAAAAAGCACGCCCAAAGUUAAAGGGUCUAUUAGUUUUUAUAAAAUAGAUUAAAUAGUACGCACGCUGUGA
Molecule: messenger RNA, 4862 nt
Organism: Actinia tenebrosa (Australian red waratah sea anemone)
Lineage: Eukaryota; Metazoa; Cnidaria; Anthozoa; Actiniaria; Actiniidae
Biological process (GO): protein ubiquitination
Cellular component (GO): cytoplasm
Molecular function (GO): zinc ion binding; ubiquitin-protein transferase activity; protein binding
Source: RefSeq, a predicted model, not a curated record